Messenger RNA from Cinclus cinclus, 1305 nucleotides. RefSeq names its product chordin like 2 (gene CHRDL2). Gene Ontology annotation, molecular function: protein binding. NCBI's taxonomy places the organism in Eukaryota, Metazoa, Chordata, Aves, Passeriformes, Cinclidae. The transcript has 11 exons. The coding region runs from base 1 to 1305 and encodes 434 amino acids. The record is from RefSeq and is a predicted model, not a curated record.
AUGCUUCCCGGGGCGGGUCCCCUCCUCGCCUUCCUCCUCCGGUGCCUCCUGCUCCUCUUGGCCUCCGAGAGCCGAGCCCGGGCUCGGCCAGACACGUUCUGCGACUUCAACGGCAAGAAGUACAGCCCGGGGGAGAGCUGGCACCCGUACCUGGAGCCCCAGGGGCUGAUGUACUGCAUCCGCUGCAGCUGCUCCGAGAACACCAACAUCAGGUGCUCCCGGAUCCAGUGCCCAGCUCUGCCCUGUGCCAGCCCUGUCACGGACCCCCAGCAGUGCUGCCCACGCUGUCCCGAGCCACACUCCCCGUCCGGCCUCCGUGCGCCCGCCAAGUCCUGCCAGUACAACGGGACCACGUACCAGCAGGGAGAGAUGUUCAGCAGCAGCGAGCUCUUCCCCGGCCGCCAGCCCAACCAGUGUGUGCAGUGCAGCUGCUCCGAAGGCCAGAUUUACUGCGGAUUGGUGACCUGCCCCGAGCUGCUGUGCUCCUCUCCCUUAACCGUGCCGGAUUCCUGCUGCCAGGUCUGCAAAGAUGGCUCCUUUGAGAAGUCCACAGAAGAGGAACCCCUGCAGCUAAACAGAGGUGUUAGACACUCACAAGACCAGUGCUUGGGAGACGUGGUGGGGAGGAAGCCACCUGGAGCCACCAUGUCCACUGUCCUCACUUCUUCCCUGGAGUUAAUUCCCAGGAGCUUUAAACCCAAGGGAACAGGUGGCACCACUGUGAAGAUCGUCUUGAAAGAGAAGCACAAGAAAGCUUGUGUCUACAAUGGGAAGACCUACUCCCAUGGGGAGGUGUGGCACCCUGUGUUCCGGCUCUACGGCCUCCUGCCCUGCAUCCUCUGCACCUGCAGGGACGGCGUCCAGGACUGCCAGAAGAUCACGUGUCCCAAGGAGUAUCCGUGUGAAUAUCCAGAAAAAGUAGAUGGGAAAUGCUGUAAAAUAUGUCCAGAAGCCAGGGUCAAUCCCACGGAUGAGAUCGCCACGCCCCGGUGUGGCCGGAGCCCCGGCCGUGUCCUGGUGUACACGUUUGUGCCGCCGCGCUCCGAGGUCUCCAAGGAUGUCCUCAGGACCAUGGCAGUCGAGAAGGAGCUGGCGGAAGAGGUGGAAAUCUACAACUGGAAGCUGAUUAAAGGAAUAUUCCACCUGAUCCAGACCAAGAAGAUCAGCAAACAAGAAUUCAAGCAAGAAGCACAAAACUUCAGGCUGAUCACUAGGACAAACGAAGGUCACUGGAACAUCUUCCGAGCCCAGACAUCGGAGCUGAGGAUGACAGAAAGCCCAGAGAAGGAAACUAAGAACUCGUAA